This is a messenger RNA of Nanorana parkeri, 931 nucleotides long. It is a transcript of the gene EPCIP, whose product is annotated as chromosome unknown C21orf62 homolog. NCBI's taxonomy places the organism in Eukaryota, Metazoa, Chordata, Amphibia, Anura, Dicroglossidae. Bases 207 to 902 code for a protein of 231 amino acids. The transcript has 2 exons. The record is from RefSeq and is a predicted model, not a curated record.
GUGUUGCUGCGUGGCAGAUGAACCAAAGAUAGAUCAGAAAAAAAAAAAAGAGGCAUUGCGGAAUAAAAACAGAGAGCAAAAAAAUGAGGAAGCGUUCACAAAUAGAGUGCGAUUCGGGCGUGCGGAAUGCGUACAUCCACAGCGUAACCUGAAGCCAUGAGAAAUGCCCAGGACUGAGAAAUCUUGCCCUGUGCAGCCCCCGAUGGAUGAAGUUGUGCUCUUUAAAGUCUGUCAUAUUUGGUAUUAGGAUAUCAAUGUCCUUCUACAAUCAGCACCUCAUUUUACUAGGCUUUCUGGGUCUCUGCUCCAUAUCAAGCCUUGUGCUUAGUCAGAACCACACUCUGAUAUUUUCCAAAGACAACAACAUCCGGAACUGCAGCUGCUCCUCCAACAUCCAUAACUGCGAUUACAACCUGGCCAACCUGGAGUGCAGCUGUAAGACUGUCCACCCGAAGAACAAGACAGGAUCCAGGAUGAGCUACAGUGGCAACCUGACCAUCUGGUUCUCCGAUACAUCCACUCUAGGCAAGCUGGUGAACUUCACUUUUGUGCACAACCUAAAACUUUCACUUUGCGGCACUACAACCCUGCCGACAGAAUUCCUGGCCAUUCUGGGACUCCGGCAACUGAAGGUGCAAGCAGAUGCCAUGGCGGAGCAAAGUUUGAUCCUUUACAAUAGCAGUGAUCAGAAGGUCAAGGACGGACCUUGUCCCACACCCAGAGACAAGCAGUCACAAUUACCUAUUUCUUACCUGGACACUUCGGUCUUUAACAGGCUUCCUUUGUUAAAAUCAUACAGCGUGGAGAAUGUAUCCAGUGUUUUGGAACACUUCCCCAACUUGCCUUUUUCCAGUGUGAUUUCUACAACAGACGAGGGUUACAUUGUGACAUUAAUCUACUGAUGGACAGGGAUGACUGCAUUUGGAUGUAA